AUGGCAAUCAAGAUGAAUUUGUUCGUCGUCUUUCUGAUGAUGUGGUGUGCAUAUUAUUUCACAGAGGUUUAUUCCUUAGUGGAAUUUUCAAACGUGCAGUGCGAAUCUCUGGAUAAGGACAUUGCGGUGUUUGAAAAUUGUUUUCUGAAAUCCGUAAACCGAUCUUACAAAUAUGUUUCCAUUAAAGUUAAAAUCCUAUAUCCCAUAACCAAAGUUAAGGUGCGUUUUGGUGUCUAUAAACGUUUAAAUGGCUAUAGGCCAUUUCUCUACAAUAUGACUUUCGACGCGUGCCGAUUUCUAAAAUCGUCGAAACCCCAUCCGGUUGUCCUUUAUUUUUACAAUUUUAUUAAAGAUUAUUCCAACGUGAACCACACGUGUCCCUUUAACCAUGAUAUUGUGAUGGAGUUGCCGUAUCAUAGUAUAAAUAAUAAGGUCACCAAAAUACUGCCGGUUCCGGAGGGAAAUUAUAUGAUUGAAGCGCAUUGGAUAGCCUACGACAUUGAUCGAGCUAUAACUAAGUUCUAUCUUAAUAUAAAGGAAGAUUUUAAUUAA
This is a messenger RNA of Drosophila teissieri, 552 nucleotides long. RefSeq lists its product as uncharacterized. The transcript is spliced from 4 exons. Lineage: Eukaryota; Metazoa; Arthropoda; Insecta; Diptera; Drosophilidae. The record is from RefSeq and is a predicted model, not a curated record. The coding region runs from base 1 to 552 and encodes 183 amino acids.